AUCGAAUGCUCGUAUAAGAAAAACAAAAAUCUUAUCCUCUACCGUGGCGGUCCAAUCAUUUUAGUCCAGAUAAUAAAACUUAAAAAAGCCCUAAAAACCUUAUAAAAUCGUUUUUGCACGUCUAGAAUGAUUCUGCAAAACAUUCUAAUUGCUAUCUGUGCUAUCAGCCUCCAACUAGCUUGUGCUCAUGAAGCUAAGGACUUCGAUGACUCGAUUCUUUACAAAAUUGAAUUCGAACUACCUCCAGAUCUGAAUGAUGAAGACUUCAAUUCGAAAUACCAACUUUCAAAAUUUCACACCCACGACAAUGAGGAGUACUCGUGCGCCAUUCCAAUUGCUGAGGAAAGUCGUGAGGAAAAGAAUUUAGAUUACACUGGAUUGUCUCCUCUGCAACUUAUUCAGCCCAUGUUCUCAUCUAUAAGUUGUUCCUAUCGCAUUGAAGCUUAUUGGUCUUAUGAAAUCUGUCACGGUUUCCACAUCAAACAAUAUCACGAAGAAAGAGAAGGCAAAAGCGUCAAAUUCCAGGAAUACUACCUCGGCCGUUGGAGUGAUGAUAAACAAGAAAAACUAACCCAAAAGCUCGCCCAAGAUCGCAAAGAUGGAAUUCAAUUCAAGACCACACGAAUCGACAACGUUCACUAUCCCUAUUUAGAACUUGACAUGGGCAAUGGAACCCUCUGUGAUCUCAACAACGAGCCACGAACAACAAAGAUUCGUUACGUCUGCUAUCCACAUGGCAAAAAUGCCAUCUAUUCCUUCAAAGAGACCUCAAGUUGUAACUACGAAGCGAUCAUCUUAACUUCCUCUCUCUGCCUGCAUCCCGCCUUCUUACCUGAAGAAUCUAAAGAAAUCCCAAUUAAAUGCUUCAACUCUCCCGAAGUUGCUAGGAAGCCAUUGAGCUUGUUGAAGCAGAACUUGGAGGACUUUCAAAUGACCGAUCUCAGCAAAAUCGAUGUUUUCGGAAACAAUCGACAAUUCUCGGUGGAUGGCUUGAAUGUUGCCGAUUUACAGAAGGUUCUUGCGGGAAUGGCCUCAAAACCAUUCGUUAUUUCAGAAGACAUCACUGUCUCCCCAUCUGCAGCUUUUGGAGAUGAAAUCGAUUUGCCCAAGAGAAAAGUCGACUUUGCUCGAGAAGAAUACGAAGCUCUGUAUGAUUUUCUCUUUGGAAAUUGUUUAAUUGGGGGCACCGGAUGGUGGAAGUAUGAAUUCUGCUUUGGUCGUCAUGUUCGCCAGUUCCACAAAGACAAGAAAUCCGAGACAGAAGUUAUGUUGGGCUACUUCAAGGAGGACUUACACCGGGAUUGGUUGAAAUCCCACCCUGCCAAACGGUUGCGUCGAAAUCCCAAUGAUGCCGACACAACCCUCUGGAAUCACUAUGGAGCCGGUAGUCGAUGUGACAAGACUGGCAACCUUCGUGAGACCGAUGUCAAGUUGAUGUGUGUUGCAUCGUCAUCGACUUCCUCGGUCUCCAUGUAUUUGCUUGAGCCAAAAACAUGUCAGUAUAUUUUGGUUGUGGAGUCUCCAAUGGUGUGUCCAUUGAUUAAUAUGGUCGACGAGGAUGGUUUGAUCUCAAAACCUGGUUUUACAAAGUAUAUUUACGCUUUGAUAGCCAAAUCCAAAGAAACCACAGAGGGCUUUGAGAAGAAAUCAGAAGAGGAAGGUGAAGCAGGCAGUGUAUCGCUUCUGACAGACGAUGCAGCCGCCGACGAAGGACCUACUGCUGUUUUCGGUGUUUAGAUAAAAAGAUUAUUUAAGAUAUUCCCCGAAUCCUGUAAAUUUCUGGGAGCUAUUUAAAUAAAUUUCUUAUUUUAUUUAUAAAA
Molecule: messenger RNA, 1820 nt
Organism: Eupeodes corollae
Lineage: Eukaryota; Metazoa; Arthropoda; Insecta; Diptera; Syrphidae
Product: endoplasmic reticulum lectin 1
Exons: 5
Coding region: 127-1737 (536 amino acids)
Biological process (GO): endoplasmic reticulum unfolded protein response; retrograde protein transport, ER to cytosol
Cellular component (GO): endoplasmic reticulum lumen
Source: RefSeq, a predicted model, not a curated record